AUGAAUGCAGAUACGCAGAGUGUGAAUAGCAGCCUCAUGGAUAGCGAUCGCAAAUGGAGUUUGAGGCCACUGAUUAACAAGGCUGAACGGCAGCAUAAGCGUUUACCAGGAAUUAGAAAGAUUCCUCUUCGUGCCAUUGCCAUCAUACUGUUCAUCGCUUUCAUCAAUAUUAUUGUUUGGAUUGCUGCAGCUAUAGUACUGCGUUACCACCCGAAAUUGGUCUCCACAGCUGUGCUUGCCUAUACUCUUGGAUUGAGACACGCCUUUGAUGCAGACCAUAUUUCGGCCAUUGAUUUGAUGACGCGAAGACUACUUGCAACUGGACAGAAGCCGGUUACAGUGGGAACUUUCUUCUCACUCGGACACUCGACCAUUGUCAUCAUCACUUCCAUUGUUGUCGCCGCCACCGCCGCUGCCGUCUCGUCGAAAUUCGACAGCUUCAGCACGAUAGGUGGAAUCAUUGGCAGCUCUGUCAGCGCCGCUUUCUUGAUAUUGCUCGGAAUUAUGAAUGCCUAUAUUCUGUACAAGUUAAUCAAACAGAUGCAGAAAGUCUAUAACUUGCCGGAGGGCCAGGAAGACGAAGCUUGGAAGAUUGAGGGUGGCGGCAUUCUGUUCUCUAUUUUGAAGAAGAUGUUCAAGUUAAUUGACCGGCCCUGGAAGAUGUAUCCACUUGGAAUCCUUUUCGGAUUGGGCUUCGACACCUCAUCUGAGAUCGCGCUGCUCGGUAUCUCAUCAGUUGAAGCAGCCAAAGGCACAUCCUUCUGGGUCAUUCUGAUCCUUCCAGCACUGUUCACAGCAGGAAUGUGUCUCCUCGAUACCAUUGAUGGCGCUCUCAUGUUCUCCCUCUACAUCCAGCCCUCCGCAAAUUUCCUUCCGCCCAAGCCAACUGGCUCAACUUCUGAUGCCUCAACCGGCAAUGAUGGCGACGAACUUCCACAGUCUCAUGAUAACCAUCGUGAUCCCAUUGCGUUCCUCUACUACUCAAUCGUGCUCACCACCCUGACGGUCAUCGUUGCUAUCGUGAUCGGCGUGAUUCAGCUCCUUACUAUGAUCCUGAAUGUCACCAAUGCUACAGGAAAGUUCUGGGACGGUGUGCAGACGGCUGGCGACUACUACGAUGUCAUUGGUGGCUCGAUAUGUGGCUGCUUUAUCGUCUUCGGUGGAUUGAGCGUGGUUUUGUAUAAACCCUGGCGGCGAUGGAUGGCUCGUCGCCAUGGACGACCUCUCAUCACUUCCGAAGAUGGAAUUCAGGGUAAUUACCCCGAUUUCGGUGGGGACAACAGUAUUGUCGGCCACGAUACGAGGGGCGACGUUGAAGAGGCACUGACUGGGGCGGUGGGAAAAGGGGCGGCAUCGAAGGUUGAGGUGAAGGAAACCAACGAGCGCCGUAUUGAGGAUGAGAUUGUCUGA
This is a messenger RNA of Penicillium daleae, 1410 nucleotides long. RefSeq names its product HoxN/HupN/NixA family nickel/cobalt transporter. NCBI's taxonomy places the organism in Eukaryota, Fungi, Ascomycota, Eurotiomycetes, Eurotiales, Aspergillaceae. Gene Ontology annotation, biological process: nickel cation transmembrane transport. The transcript has 6 exons. The record is from RefSeq and is a predicted model, not a curated record. The coding region runs from base 1 to 1410 and encodes 469 amino acids. Gene Ontology annotation, cellular component: plasma membrane. Gene Ontology annotation, molecular function: nickel cation transmembrane transporter activity.